AUGUUCCUCCGUUGGUUUGGUCGCUCCGUCCUCCACCGGCCCCCUCCCCCCCUUCCCAAACACAUGCGCCCCCUCAAAACACGUGCCUCGGCUCCUCUCGCACCCCACGACGGAGAGUCUCGUGAGAACAGAGGCACCUUGUCGGACCCAGACUUGGUCCUCGACAGCUUCGAGAAAAUGAUCUUCCGCUCCACCGCGGAGAACUUGUUGCAACAGCAGACGAGCGAUAUGGCCUGCGCAGUGGACGCACAGGCCUCAGAGGGCUCACUCGAGCUGGCUGCCGCGAUCGACACGUUCAACAGUCAGCACGGCACUGAGUCGCUUUGUGCAUAG
This is a messenger RNA of Durusdinium trenchii, 333 nucleotides long. Lineage: Eukaryota; Dinophyceae; Suessiales; Symbiodiniaceae. The record is from the annotation of a GenBank genome assembly.